This is a messenger RNA of Cicer arietinum (chickpea), 1680 nucleotides long. RefSeq names its product arabinosyltransferase RRA3-like. Gene Ontology annotation, molecular function: glycosyltransferase activity. Lineage: Eukaryota; Viridiplantae; Streptophyta; Magnoliopsida; Fabales; Fabaceae. Gene Ontology annotation, biological process: root hair cell development. The record is from RefSeq and is a predicted model, not a curated record.
GAACUAUGUAAUCUUAAGUGAAUAAUUAAGUGGUAAGAAUGUGUUGUUGAUUCCAUUGCCAGCGAAGCAGUUAACGACGACUCUGAAAAACCAUUGGAGCAGGGAGCAGUAGGUAUGAAGUAGUUGUGUUGUUUCAGCUGACUUUUUAGGGUUUGGAUCGAACAUCAACAACAAUGGCGGGUCGUAGAGAUGCGUUACUCACUACCAGAGAUAAAAACCAUUCCGUCACCGCUUCUCGGAUCGCCGUUGCCGUUUUCAUCGGCGUUCUUCUUGGCUCCAUCUUCGCCUUCUUCUUACCACACGGUUUCCUCACUUCCACACCAACUCCUCCCACUCUCAAUCGCAAGAUGGUUUCUUCUGCGUGCGAAUCACCAGAACAAGUUAAUGCGUUGAAAUUCGAUAUUCGAUCAGCAAAAGAGAAGAAUUCCGAGCUGAAGAAGGAGGUGAAAGGUCUAAUGGAAAGGCUGCGUUUAGCAGAGCAAGGAAAGGGUCAGGCAACAGAACAAUUUGUUGUGCUUGGUGAGAACCACAAGGCUGGUCCUGUCGGUACUGUCAAGGCUCUCAGAACAAACCCUCCUGUUAUUCCUGAUGAUUCAGUGAACCCUAGAUUGGCCAAAAUCUUGGAGGAAGUUGCUAUUUAUAAAGAGAUUGUUGUUGUUCUUGCUAACACUAAUGUGUUGGAGAUGUUGCAAGUAUGGUUCACAAAUAUCAAAAGGGUUGGAAUUCCUAAUUAUUUGGUUGUUGCAUUGGAUGACAGAAUUGAAGAGUUUUGUAAGUCGAAUGAUGUUCCUGUCUAUAGACGAGACCCGGAUCAAGGUGUUGAUUCGAUUGCCAAGUCGGGUGGGAACCAUGCUGUCUCUGGAUUGAAAUUUCGCGUUUUGAGAGAGUUUCUUCAACUGGGUUACAGCGUUCUCCUCUCGGAUGUUGAUAUUGUGUAUUUGCAGAACCCCUUCGAUUACAUUUAUAGGGAUUCAGAUGUGGAGUCCAUGUCUGAUGGUCAUAGUAAUCAUACGGCAUAUGGGUUUAAUGACGUCUUCGACGAACCUUCGAUGGGUUGGGCAAGAUAUGCUCAUACCAUGAGAAUAUGGGUUUAUAACUCUGGCUUCUUUUACAUAAGACCUACAAUUCCUUCAAUCGAGCUCUUGGAUCGCGUUGCUGACCGGCUUUCCAAAGAUUCAAAAGCAUGGGAUCAGGCAGUUUUUAAUGAAUUGCUGUUUUUCCCUUCACAUCCUGGUUAUGAUGGACUUCAUGCUUCCAAAAGAACAAUGGAUAUGUACCUUUUUAUGAACAGUAAGGUUCUGUUUAAGACUGUAAGAAAAGAUGCUAAACUCAAGAAGUUGAAGCCUGUGAUUGUUCAUGUUAACUACCAUCCUAAUAAACUUGAAAGGAUGAAUGCUGUAGUUGAGUUCUAUGUCAAUGGGAAACAAGAUGCGCUUGACAGUUUCCCGGACGGUUCUGAUUAGAAGGAAAUCGAAAUCGACACGAUUCUAACAUGAAAAGGAUUUGUAUGUCCUUAUUGUUGUCAUUGCACUUUCUGUUAUUUAGUUUUACAGUCUGUCAUGUUUGAUGAUUAGACUAGUUUCUGUAAUCUAUACUAUACUCUUAACUUUGUAUAUGUCUUUUUCUGUGUAUGAAGUUCAAAUUUAAUGUCUUUUCAACAAAAUUGGGUAUUUUCUUUUC